Messenger RNA from Betta splendens (Siamese fighting fish), 2252 nucleotides. It is a transcript of the gene rom1b, whose product is annotated as retinal outer segment membrane protein 1b. Gene Ontology annotation, biological process: visual perception. NCBI's taxonomy places the organism in Eukaryota, Metazoa, Chordata, Actinopteri, Anabantiformes, Osphronemidae. The record is from RefSeq and is a predicted model, not a curated record. The coding region runs from base 592 to 1683 and encodes 363 amino acids. The transcript has 5 exons. Gene Ontology annotation, cellular component: membrane.
GGGACUCUGUUGGGGGGAUUACGGCUCCAAACUCUAAACUUUGCCCAGUCUCUGUGUCCUCCAACCAUGGGCACGGGUGUUUAGGGGGGCGGCGUACAUGCACACACCCAGAGGGGCGCCAUCAAAAGGCAACAACACGUCAAGAAGACGAAAUCAUCGCUUUUAGGUGGAAGGAGGGCCAUGGUAGCGUGAGCAGUCAACUACAGGGUGAAACCUGUCAUCUCUGCGACAAAGGAAUAUCACUGUUCUCACACUUUUUUAUGCUUUGUCUCCAUUGAUUUGGAUUAUUACAAUUUUUCAGAUUUCAAUUUCAUAGUUCAGUGGAAACAAUUUGGACUUUCCUCCGUGACCGACUGUCUCCUCUACCACCUGAAGGAUCUACCUGUUUAUCCCUUCCACCUGGGACAACUUAGAGGAGCUCAAGCUGCUAAUAACUCACCCGUCUGCGUUUACCACCACACGCACCCGUCCCCUCUGUCUGCUUACUCUCUUUACAUGCAGCUGGCCACCUCUGGAUUGAUUACGCACCUAUUUACUCACUGAACUCCUGUGCCCCACGUCCUGGUUGUCUGUGUUUGACGGUGGGGAGCCAUGGUGCUGCUGAAGAUGAAGUUCACCCAGCAGAGGCGGGUGCGUCUGGCCCAAGGCCUGUGGCUGCUGUCCUGGCUGGCCGUGAUGUGCGGGGCCUUCAUCUUCUGUCUGGGGGUGUAUCUUAAGACGGAGCUGCUCCGUAGGGCAGAGGUCAUGGACAACGCAGAGAUCCACGUGGUGCCCAACAUCCUGAUGAUGGUGGGCCUCGCCUCCAUCGGCACCAACUGGGUCGCCAGUCGAGUGUGUCAGGACUCCAUGGACGCGAGCCGCUUUCCCCGGUGGAAGGUUCUGCUGCUGGUCUGGUUCGGAGCCGCCGCGUUGCUCUGUUGUCUGCUCGUCGCGGUGGUGGUGCUCAGCUACGCUCUGCAGGGGCGUCUGGAGGAGUCCCUGAAGGUGGGCCUGAGGAACGGCAUUCGCUUCUACAAGGACACCGACGUGCCGGGUCGCUGUUUCCAGAAAGAGACCAUCGAUCGGCUGCAGAUGGAGUUUCGUUGUUGCGGAAACAACAACUUCAAGGACUGGUUCGAGGUGCAGUGGGUUAGCAACCGAUACCUGGACUUCACCUCCAAGGAUGUAAAGGACCGCAUCCGCAGUAACGUGGACGGACGCUACCUGCUGGACUCGGUUCCCUUCAGCUGCUGCAACCCGGCCUCCCCUCGGCCCUGCCUGCAGCACCACCUGACAGACAACAGCGCCCACUACAACUACGAGUACCAGGCGGAGGAGCUCAACCUGUACAGCCGCGGCUGCAGGCAGGCGCUCAUCGACUACUACAUGGACCUGAUGAACUCCACGGGUCCGGGCGUGCUCUCAGUCAUCCUGAUACAAAUAUCUGUGCUUGUGAGCCUGCGGUACCUGCAGACGGCCGUGGACGGCGCCAUGGCUCUGGAGAACCCAGAAGGCAACAGUGAGGGUUACCUCCUGGAGAAAGGCUUGAAGGAAACCUUGGAGGAGGUCAAAGCCAACGUCCUUGACAUGCUGAAGUUCGGGCAGGUCGACCCGGCCGCCGAGGAGUCUCCUGAGGCCGCGGGGGGCGAGAAGGCUGCUGACAGCCCAACGGAGAAGGCUGCCUCCCCUCCUUCCACCAGCUAGAGGGGGACGUUGAUCUGAGGGGGAAGGGGCGCCGACGGGGGGAGUGUGUGUGUGUGUGUGUGUGUGUGUGUGUGUGUGUGUGUGUGUGUGUGUGUGUGUGUGUGUGUGUGGGAGGGGGGUCACAGGCUUCUCAGCUGUUGGGAGUAGAGCACCUGUUGGGUUUUGACCCGCUAGGCUUCACUCGCCCUCCGUCGGCGCAGCUCCCUCGCACAUGGCAGCGCGUGGGGAAUCCUAUGGGGCUCUGCACAGGCACCGACACAAAUGCCUCCUCUGUGCAGGGCGUCAUGAACGAGGCGUCAGAAGAUCGGUCUAGGAGAUGUGUAGUGUUCUCGUUGUGUUUAGAGGAAAGUCCAGUCAGUUUCAGCGGGCGUAGCAUGCACAGACUAAACGAAUGCAACAUGUUAUGACAUAUUAGCUAAAUCACGUGAUGCUCUGUUUCAUCCCAUGUGCACUGUUUUGUUCAACUCACGGCUCUAGACUUUGUAUGGAACUGCAAAGAAAAUGUGUAGGAACCUUUUGAAAUGGCAACGCACAUGAAUUAUAAAUUAAAGGUAGAAGUAUUUAACUGC